This is a messenger RNA of Gaeumannomyces tritici R3-111a-1, 252 nucleotides long. RefSeq lists its product as hypothetical. The transcript has 2 exons. The record is from RefSeq and is a predicted model, not a curated record. Bases 1 to 252 code for a protein of 83 amino acids. NCBI's taxonomy places the organism in Eukaryota, Fungi, Ascomycota, Sordariomycetes, Magnaporthales, Magnaporthaceae.
AUGGCUGUCCGUGCCCUCACGAGUCCUGGCCGUGGUGCGGUUGCGCUCGCUUGGGGCUCGGUCGCCGCAAACGAGAAUGAGGCUCUGAGAUGGGGCCUGAUUUUGGAUCGUGUUACAACGGCUGGCGUCGAAAUUCCCACAAGCUCAUUUGAUGGGCAUUGGACUGUCACAAAAGCCUCCACCCAUCUGUGCCAGCCGACUGAUCUGUGUUGCGUCUAUAACGGGAUUAGCGUGGUGCUGGAGAGCCAAUGA